UAAAAAAUCUCUCCUUUUUAUUUUUGUUGUUGUCUCUCUCUCUCUCUCUAGAAGUCUCUGUUUUUUCAUCUUUCUCGCUCUCUCUCUCUCUCUAGUAAUCAACCUCGCCUUUGCUCUUUCAUCUCGUUUCUGGGAUUUUGUUAUUUGUUGGCCUCCCAUUGUUAGCCUGAAUUACGCUUCCUAUCUCGCCGAUCGUCGUAGAUCUACGCUGCUAUUGGCCGGCUGAGUAAAUCAGAGUGAACACAGAAAAAAAAAAAAAAACAGAGGGGGGCUUAAAAAUCCUGAAGAAAAGAGAAAUCGCAUGAAUUUGUUUGGAAGCCUGAUCUUUUCAUCUUCGAUUUCGAGCCACUUCACGACUUGUCUUCUUAUCUUCAUCCUUCAUUUUUCUCCCCAGCUUAAUAGUAAUAAUAAUAAUAACAAUAGUAAUCGUAAUUCUAAUAAUAAUCUCGAGAGUAAUCGUUUGAUCUAUUGAAGCAAACAAAUCAUGGAGUCUAGGAAAAAUUCUGAUCGUCAAAUGCGUAGAGCUAAUUGCUUUUCAGCUGGUGAGAGGAUGAAGACAAGGUCACCGUCGGUGAUUGUCAUCGGAGGUGGUUUUGGUGGAAUCUCUGCUGCUCGCACUCUUCAAGAUGCUUCUUUUCAGGUUAUGGUGCUGGAGUCUCGUGACAGAAUCGGUGGACGAGUUCACACUGAUUACUCAUUUGGUUUUCCUGUUGAUCUUGGUGCAUCAUGGUUGCAUGGAGUAUGCAAAGAGAAUCCUCUGGCACCAGUUAUUGGAAGACUGGGGCUGCCCUUGUAUCGUACUAGCGGUGACAAUUCGGUCUUGUAUGACCAUGAUCUCGAAAGCUAUGCUCUGUUUGAUAUGGAUGGCAACCAAGUUCCUCAAGAGUUGGUGACUGAAGUUGGCAUAACUUUUGAGCAUAUUUUGGAAGAGAUCAAUAAAGUCAGGGAUGAGCAGGAUGCAGACAUGUCAAUUUCUAAGGCUUUCUCAAUUGUCUUUGCUAGGAAACCCGAGUUGAGGUUAGAGGGUCUUGCACACAAUGUACUUCAAUGGUAUGUAUGCCGCAUGGAAGGAUGGUUUGCCGCCGAUGCUGAAACCAUCUCUGCAAAGUGUUGGGACCAGGAGGAAUUACUGCCUGGUGGACACGGUCUUAUGGUUAGAGGUUAUCGUCCUGUCAUCAACACGCUGGCAAAAGGUCUUGAUAUCCGAGUAGGCCACAGGGUUACUAAGAUUGUAAGGCGGUACAAUGGAGUGAAGGUAACGACAGAAAACGGGGAAACAUUUGUUGCCGAUGCUGCAGUCAUUGCUGUUCCUCUUGGAGUUUUGAAAUCCGGAACCAUAAAGUUCGAACCAAAGCUACCAGAGUGGAAACAAGAAGCAAUCAACGACCUGGGAGUAGGUAUCGAGAACAAGAUUAUACUACAUUUUGAGAAAGUCUUCUGGCCGAAAGUAGAGUUUCUAGGAGUGGUAGCUGAAACCUCCUACGGUUGCAGUUAUUUUUUGAACCUGCACAAGGCCACGAGUCAUCCAGUCCUGGUUUACAUGCCGGCUGGUCAGCUCGCUAAAGACAUCGAGAAAAUGUCUGAUGAAGCAGCUGUUAAUUUUGCGGUCUUGCAACUCCAGAAAAUUCUCCCCGAUGCAUUGCCUCCGGUACAGUAUCUUGUAUCAAGGUGGGGAUCGGAUGUGAAUUCACUGGGAUCUUAUAGCUAUGAUAUCGUGGGCAAACCUCAUGAUCUCUACGAGAGGCUUAGGGUUCCAGUGGAUAACUUAUUCUUUGCCGGUGAAGCGACGAGCUCAAGCUUCCCGGGCUCGGUUCACGGCGCAUAUUCAACUGGAUUGAUGGCAGCUGAAGAUUGUAGGAUGCGAGUUUUGGAGCGGUAUGGUGAGUUGGAUCUGUUUCAGCCUGUGAUGGGCGAGGAAGGACCUGCCUCUGUUCCUCUUCUUAUCUCUCGUCUUUAAACCCAAUCAUCAGUCAUCGUUUUACUAGAAAGAACCUCUAAAGUGAUGAUGGAUUGGCUUGUGUCUUAAUUUGAAACCAUAAUUAUUCUUAUUUUCUCGGUGUUGUUUGAACAUUAUAUGAUUAUAUCCUUGUGAGAAUCAUCAUUUAUAUA
Messenger RNA from Capsella rubella, 2109 nucleotides. Its product is annotated as probable polyamine oxidase 2. Gene Ontology annotation, biological process: polyamine catabolic process. Gene Ontology annotation, molecular function: polyamine oxidase activity. The record is from RefSeq and is a predicted model, not a curated record. The transcript has 9 exons. NCBI's taxonomy places the organism in Eukaryota, Viridiplantae, Streptophyta, Magnoliopsida, Brassicales, Brassicaceae. Gene Ontology annotation, cellular component: peroxisome. Bases 485 to 1957 code for a protein of 490 amino acids.